Molecule: messenger RNA, 2300 nt
Organism: Apaloderma vittatum (bar-tailed trogon)
Lineage: Eukaryota; Metazoa; Chordata; Aves; Trogoniformes; Trogonidae
Gene: ELAC2
Product: elaC ribonuclease Z 2
Exons: 23
Coding region: 19-2289 (756 amino acids)
Biological process (GO): mitochondrial tRNA 3'-end processing
Cellular component (GO): mitochondrion
Molecular function (GO): 3'-tRNA processing endoribonuclease activity
Source: RefSeq, a predicted model, not a curated record
GAGGGCACGCAGCGCGCCAUGCAGGAGCACAAGCUGAAGAUCUCCCACCUGGACAGCAUCUUCCUCAGCCGAGUGGCCUGGGCCAACGUGGGUGGGCACAGUGCAGCUCUGUUUCUCUGCUUUCUUUCAGGUAUGAUUCUCACCUUGAAGGCUAUGGGGCUCCAAAGAUGUGUUUUCUUAGGGCCACCAAAGCUGCAAAACUACUUGAAAGCGAUUCGACUCUUCCCUGGGCCCCUGAAGAGGAUGGAUUUAGCUGUGCAGUUGCAUACAGAGCCCGAGUACAAGGACGAGACGAUGACAGUGUACCAAAUACCUCUUACAGGAAAACCACCAGCUGCUGAAACGAUGUUGCCUCAGAGUCCUCGAGCACUGAGUCAAGGUGGAAAUAGCCCUAAAGGGAACACAGGGCCUGGAUCCCCAAAAGCUGCACAGCAAGGUUUGGAGGAGGGCAAGGAAAAAGGAAGCCCAAAGAAAACAGGUGAUGAACAGAAAGGUGCAAGCAGGCGUUCCGAGCUGGUGAUGGCUUUCCUUUGUAAGGUUCACCCAAAGAAGGGAAAAUUCCUAGCAGCUAAAGCGCAGGAGAUGGGUCUGCCAGUGGGAACUCCAGCCAUUCUUCCCAUAAUUACAGCUCUUAAGAAUGGGGAGAGCAUCACUUUUGAAGGCAGAGAGCUCUUCCCUGAAGAACUGUGCACGCCUACAGAUCCCGGCCCAGUGUUCAUCGUGCUGGAGUGUCCUCAUGAGGGCUUUGUGGAUGCUGUCUGUGAAAACGAGACCUUCCGAAGGUACCAGGAAGGACUCCCUGAGAACCAGGUGGCCUUGGUUAUUCACAUGACUCCAGAGUCAGUGCUUAGAGACAGCCGCUACCAGCAGUGGCUGGAAAGGUUUGGCCCUCGAACUCAGCACUUAGUGCUCAAUGAAAACUCAUCUGCAGUGCACAACCCACGCAGCUACAAGAUCCAAACUCAGCUGAACCUCAUCCACCCCGAGAUCUUCCCUCUACUCACCACCUACCACAGCAAGGAGGAGGAGGCUGUGUGUAGUGUGCCCAUCGUGCGAGGAGAGUGCCUCUUGAAAUACCACUUCAGGCCACAGCAGGAGUGGCAGAGAGAUGCUGUGACUGUUUGCGAUCAUGACGCUUUUGUUAGUGAAGCCUUGGAGCUCCCUGACUUCCAGACGCGUGUGAAGGAGUGCAAAGAAAGCCUGUCUGUUCUGCCAGGAAAUGUAAGUGCUUAUCCUGAAAUUGUGUUCUUGGGAACAGGAUCUGCAAUUCCGAUGAAAAUCCGAAAUGUCAGUUCCACGCUGGUAAAUACCAGCUCUACCCGAUCCCUGCUCUUGGACUGUGGAGAAGGAACGUUUGGACAGCUCUGUCGGCACUAUGGAGAGCAAGUUGACCAAGUGCUGUGUAACAUAGUAGCUGUUUUUGUGUCUCACAUGCACACCGACCAUCAUUCGGGCUUGUUAAACAUCCUGAUGGAGAGGCGGAGAGCUUUUGCAGCCCUUGGUCAGCCUUUCAGCCCUCUGUUUCUGGUAGCACCUGAACAGAUCAUGCCUUGGUUACACGAGUACCACAACCACUGUGAAGAGAUUCUCGGAGACAUCAAAAUGAUUACUUCCCAGUCUCUUGUGAAAGGCUGUGAGAACACCAAACCUAAAGCCAAAUGGUUUGUCAGUUCUCUGUUAGAGAACUACGACUUGGCUGAGUUUCAGACUUGUGAAGUCCAGCACUGUAAAAAUGCUUUUGCAUGUUCAAUGGUCCACAAAUCCGGCUGGAAAGUAGUCUAUUCUGGUGACACAAUGCCCUGCAUGGCCUUAGUACAAAUGGGUAAAAAUGCUACCCUGCUGAUCCAUGAAGCAACACUGGAAGAUGGCAUGGAGAAGGAAGCUAUAGAGAAGACGCACAGCACAACCUCCCAGGCGAUUCAGACAGGGAUGAAGAUGAACGCGGAGUUCAUCAUGCUCAACCACUUCAGCCAGAGGUAUGCCAAGAUCCCACUGUUCAGCGAAGACUUCAGUGAGAAGGUUGGAAUUGCGUUUGAUCAUAUGAGGGUCCGUUUUGGUGACUUCUCGACCAUCCCAAAGCUGAUCCCGCCUCUGAAGGCUUUGUUCGCGGAUGACAUCGUAGAAAUGGAGGAGCGGAAGGAAAAACGGGAGCUGCGGCUCCUGAAGGAGACCGCUCUGUUCUUGGACAAACUGACUGGUGGUGAGAACAAGGAAGCACCUUGCCAGAAACGGAAAGAAGCCAAGAACCACCAGGAACUACCAAGCAAGAAGCUUAAAACAGUAAACUGAGAUAAACAAGU